UUAAGUUCUUAUUUUGACAACGUUUUUGUUUAGUUAUUAAAAAAUGAAUGUUGACGAUAAAUUGAUUGAACAUAUAGUGGAAGAUCAAAGUUCAAAUGAUAGAAAAAAACUCUUAGCCGAAGCUCGUAAAAGAUUUCUUCAUCUUCUCUUAGCCAGUCAAGGAAAAAAUAUAUCUUUUUCUCUUUAUGAGAACACAAAAGUUUCUGGAAUAUUUGAAGGAGUUGAUGUUGGCUUUGAAAAUAUAGCCGUCAGUAAACUUAAAACUCCUAUCGCUAUUUAUGAGUCGGCUCUUAUUCGAGUUUCUGAUGUAAUAUCGUUUCAAAUUGAUUUUUAAAAGUCUAUAAUAAUAAUGAUGAAAAAUUAAAUAAUAUAUUUAACAUAUAAUUAGUUAAUAUUUAUCUUAAAUUGCUAAAGACUUCAUACUUUUAUAACUUUGUGAUACUAUUACCAAAUUUUUGAUAAAAGAAUUUAAAGAUUAUUU
This is a messenger RNA of Hydra vulgaris (swiftwater hydra), 481 nucleotides long. NCBI's taxonomy places the organism in Eukaryota, Metazoa, Cnidaria, Hydrozoa, Anthoathecata, Hydridae. The record is from RefSeq and is a predicted model, not a curated record.